Messenger RNA from Caenorhabditis auriculariae, 10016 nucleotides. NCBI's taxonomy places the organism in Eukaryota, Metazoa, Nematoda, Chromadorea, Rhabditida, Rhabditidae. The record is from the annotation of a GenBank genome assembly.
AUGCGGCACCUUCUCUUCCUUCUAGGAUUCCUCUUCUCGGACCUUGUCUUCGCAAAAGGUUUUUAUUUUAUCCGAAAGUUGAAAAGGAGUCAAUUUCCCAAAUUUUCGCUGUAAAUUAUUAAUGAUCUUCAUAUUUAAGAAUGCAUCAAAUAGAACCUGAAAAAUAAGAGAGAAACUAAUCAAAAAGGAAACUGGAAUCGUCAAGAAAAUUUUUUUGUUUUCGCGCGCAAACCCCGGUCUCGCGUCAAAGGUGCGCUGUGGAGAAUUUGAGCAAUCAGUUUUUUUUUUUCAAUUUUCUUUUUGCUGUUUUUAUUUUCUUUUCAUGGUCGUUUCAAAGUUUUCUGAAGCCAAAGCGAGCUUUUCAUCAGAAAUAUGGGGAAAAAGUAUUCGGAACUCUCGAAAAUUUUCGAUCUUUCCUGUUUGGGCUUUUUUUCUACUCAUUGUCAAACUUUUUUUCAAAAAUAUUCAUUGAAAAAUUUUUUUGUUAAGUUUUGCGGAUUAACCUUCGUUAAAAAAAUUUGUGUUCAAUUAUUAUUGUUGUUUAUUUUGAUAAUAUUAACUUUCUUUCAUUCAUUUCACAGGGAAAAAAACGCUUUUCAAAAAGAAAAAAGGGGUUAGAAAAAUCAUAAAUAAAAGGGAAAUUUGUCCCACAAUAGGACAUUUCCAUUGUAAAACUUUUUCACAAAGGAACAAAUUUACAAAGAAACCUGAAUAAGAAAUUUCGACGUUUUACUUUCUUGAACUUUUUUCAGUCAUUUUAGAGUUAGAAAAGACGCAUUCCGAAAAAACUGAAAUCCGUUUGGUUCAAAAAAACAAAAAUGAAUGGAGAUUUGUCCCACAGUAGGGCAUUCUCAUCGCAAAACUCUUCAACAAAGCAAAAUUAUUUUAUAGAACUCGGAAAAAAAUUGUUUUGAUCAAGAAUCUUUAAGAAUGCGACGUAAAUCCAUGCUCCCGGGACGUCAUCGUCGUCGUCGACGGCUCCACGGCCAUGCAAACGACGACCUAUGUUUCUGAAGUUUUUCUCAAACGAAAAAUCAAGAAAAAUGAUUAAAAUUGAAGCAAAUACGAAUGGUUUUGAAGUUUCUCAAUGGCUGGACCUUAUCCGAAACUGGGGCUAGAGUGGCCCUUGUAGGGGCUUAUUUUGGUAAUGAGUUUCUCGGUGGCGAUUAUUAUACCGACAGGUUUAAUUUAUUCACUUGAAAUUGAAAAAUCAAAAAAAAUUUCAGUAGCCUCAUGGAAAAAAACGUCUCAGUCAAUUUCGUGCAAUGUCGACACAAUAUGGAGUUUUCAAAGGGGAUUUCGACACGUAAGUUUUUUUCCCGAAGAGUACUGUAUGUGAAAGUCCGCGGCGUGUCGAUAAUCUAAUAAAAUUAUUCACAGUUGAAUCAAUUAUUCAUUCUAACUUAUUAUAAGAAAAAAUAUCGAAAUUUAAACAAACGGAAAAAAAAAAUCGCAAAGGUCCAUUAAAAGUGUGCACACACCCACGUACAAAGUGCGGAUUUUUACAUACAGUACUUUUCGAAAAUAUCGCUGUUGACGUAACAAUGAAACCCGUGAAAAAUACGUUUCACGUGUUGUUCAAAAAAAGAAAAAUCGAUUUGCUAACCGUUUCCAAGCUUUACCGACUGCAGUGAACCAAAAAUAUGCGAAAUAGUGGAAAAUUUAAAUAAAAGGAGGAUUCUGUGUAUUAUCAGUUUUCCGCAUUUUCAGUAUAUUUCCCAUAAUUUUUUUGAAUUUUUGAAUCUUUUAAUUGAUAUUCAGAUUUUUUUUAAGAGUUCUCUUCGUGGGCUUUUUGUAGUACAUCACUUAAAAACGGAAGUAUUGAUCGAAUUUUAUUCAAAACGAACAAAACGAUUUUUUCAUCAAUUCUCAUGAAAUUUCAGCGUCUAACCUUUUUUCAGGUUUUUGAAAAGAAAUACGCUGAAUUUUCGUGAAGUGCUCUAAAAAACCGGUUCGGUGGUCAAUUCUUAAGCUAAAAAUUGACAAAAAUCGUAGAUUUGAACUUUUUGAAUUUUUUUCAGUUUUGAGGGUUUUUUUCAAGUAUCAGAUGAAGAUCCCGAAAUUCUCAUCUUUCUCAACUUCCUAUUUUUUUCGAAAAAAAGAGUACCUUAAAAAUCAAAGAAAAAAACUGAAUAUUCUUGAAAAAUAGGCCCUUACUUCUCGAAAAAUAGAAAAUUUUGCAAGUUGAAACCUUCAGGAUUUUUUUGGUACAUCGAGAAAUAUUCUGGACAAUAAUUCGUGAAUAAUAGGUUGAUAGAAAUAUUCCAGAACGACCCGAUUUAUUGAUGAACGCUACGUUUAUGGCACGGCCUACGGUACGCGUCUCAACACGAUGAAACGGAUUAUCAUCUUCACCGCCAUGAAGUAUCGAUUCUUCAUAAAUCGAUAAUAAUAAUCGUUUUCCAAGUGAUCCCGCCGACAUUGUGCGCUCCGCCGCUCGGAUGCAGAAAUUCAAAGAUUCUGGUUUUCAAGUCUCGAUCGUCGGAAUCGGCUCGUCCGAGUCAUCGUUUUCCGGCGUCCCUUAUCACAAGGUGACUUGCCGAUAAUCUGGUCAACAAACUGAUUUCGAAAAGUUCUCGAGAAUGCUUUUUUUUUUAAAGUUUCAUGAUCGAAUUCUUCAGAUUUUCAAUCUUCUUGAAGUUUCAGAGAGCAAAAGAUUUGGGACUUUUAAGAGCAUUUUUUGAAACUUUCAAAAGAAAUCUUCGUCUAAGAACGUCUUGGUCGCAUUUGGAAUGACUUGAAGCGUCGCAGUUGGAAAGCUAGUUGAUAUUCAAGCGCGCAAACCGUUUUGGGUCGGUCGCGUUUUUGAGUGGAAUUUUAAAGGAGCAAACCACUUCGAGUCCGCCGAGCCUUGGAUUCGAUAUUAAAACGCGCAAACCGUUUCGGGUCGGUUGCGCCUUGGGAUUUUAAAGUUGAUGUGAAAACCGUUUUGGGUCGGCCGCGUCUUGAAUUUGAUGUUCAAAUGCGCAAACCGUUUAGGGUCGGUCGCGUCUUGAAGCUUUUUUUAUUUUUUUGACUCUACGCCUCGAGCCAUUCCAAAUGUAACCAUGCGAAUCAAAAUUAAGAAAAAAUCGUCAGAUCUUAUCAAUUCAAUCAAAUCAUUCAUCCUUCAAUUCGUUCAAUUUUUUUAAAUUUUUCAGAUUUUUCAGAUUUUAACAAUUUCUAAGAAACCAUUAGAAAAAAAUUCAAAUCUGGCUAAUUUCCUUCUUUUUUUCUGACUUUCGGGAGGCUUUUUAAAUUUUUUUCAGACAACAAAAAAGAAACAAAUGAUCAAUUUUUUUGUCAUUUUUUUGAAGGUUUUAAUUUUUUUAAAUCAGAACCUUUAAUAUAUUUUUUUAAAUCGAAUCAUUAAGUUCUUCGGUAUCCCGUUUGUGAAUUUGGACUCGCCGAGCGACUCGUUCAUCAAUUUGAUCAUCAACGACGGCGUCUGCUUCUGGGAUGGUGAUGAAAUCUGAUUUCCAAUGGAUAAUUGAAAAAUAUAGACAACUUCCCGAAAACGACGCCUCACAACUGCCCGACCAGACAAACGACAACAAUCAAGACCACGACGCGUGGAAAAGGGCCUACUGUAGCUGGAACCACCAAGACUACGGUAUGGGUGUACUGUAGUUAGAGAGAGAGAGAGAGCUUCCAGAAAGGACUUUUUCACAUUUUUUUGAGCUCUCGAGCCAUUUAUCCUUUUCAAAUUCACGAAAUUAGAAAUUUUCCCCCGAAAACUACAAAAAAUAGGAUCACCAAAACUACGGUAUGGGUGUACUGUAGGAAGAGAGGGCUUUUAGAAUAGAUUUUUUUUCCCUCCAUUUUUGAGCUUUUGAGCCAUUUUUCGUUUUAAAAUGGCCAGGGAAGAUCAAAAUUCAUGAAAUUAAGAUUUUUUUUUUCUAAAAAUAGUAAAAAUGGUAGUACCAAGCUUACGGUAUGGGAAUACUGUAGUUAGAGGGGGAUUUUAGAAAAAUUUUUUUUCUCAAUUUUUUUUUAGUCUUCUAGUCAUUUUUCAUGUUAAAAAUUGAGGAAAAAUGUUUUUCCCCUAAAACUAAAAAUGGUUAUUACAAGGCUACGGUAUGGGUAUACUGUAGAACGCUUCAAAAUAGAAAAUUUAUCCUUUUUUCUGAGUUUUCAUUCAAAAAUCGCCAAGGAAGGCUAAAGGCUAUAAGAAUAUUAUAUAAAAAAUUCAAAAUCGAGUUUUUUUUCUGUUAUUUUCUAGACCGAGUAGUCAUUUUCAUUUUUUUUUUGUUUAUAGUCUUUUUUUUUAAAUUCAAUUUGGUAUAGUCCGUUCACCGCGACUUGAAUAUUUUUGCCUGUCUGCGUCUCUCUGUUCCCUCACCGGUGAGGUCAGAGAAACAGGAAAGCAUCAUGUAAAUAUGAGAGGGCGCAGAGAAAAAAAGCAGUUUCAGGUCGCGUAAAAUAUAGUUUGUUCAGAUUUUUAAUGUCAAGUGCAAUGACGUCAUUCAAAAACACUGUGUGGAUGGCUCGCUCUCUGAUUGGUUUAUCGCACCAUUAGGGGGCGGAGCUUGAGCGACGACUUGACAUUCAAAAUCUGAACAGACAAUACCACUUUUGGAAAAUCAAUAGUCAAAUAAUCAAUUCUCCAGACCCGAGCCCCACCAACCCAUCCGCCUUUCCCUGUCGGCGAUUACCGGGACUGCGGCUGCAAUCUUCAAGAUCUUUUUGUGAUUAAAACUCGAAAAGAAAUCAAUAAAUCAAUUUUUCUCAAAGAUCGACAUCGUUUUCCUGGUCGACAACUCGUUGGCGAUGGGCGACGGUCUGCAGAUGAUCAAAGCCGAAAUCAAUUCCCUGGUGGCGACAAUGUCUUUGGAUCCGCAAAGGAAAAAACACGCCCAAGUCGGCAUCAUCACCUAUAAUAAUGAGGCAAAGGUGGAGAGAAACACAUUUUUUCAAGAAAAAGACGUUUUUGAGAAUUUUUUUCGUAGCUGUCCACUUAAGAACUGGGAAAAUGUUUAAUGGCCACUAUAGGGUUUGGACGUUUUAGUGGCCACUUUAGUAGUCAAAUUAGUGGCUACUUAAGGGGUUAGAAAUUAGUGACCACUAUAGAGGUCGAAGUGCUACUACUAGACCACUAAAAAUUAGAGUGGCCACUUUAGGGGUCAAUGGAUCAAAAUAACUGGCCCAAUCUGUUUGUUUUGAAAUUAUCAGAGUUACUGGAAGGAAUACUGGAUGAAAAACUACUAAAGGGGCCACUAAAACGAAAAAUAGUUUUCCCAGAAAGGUGUUUUUUAUCUCAAAAAAUCGUAAUAACUCGUUUUAAAGUUUUUUUCACAUGUUGAGUUCAGGCUUUUUUUUCUUACUGUUUUUCCAGACAUCUGGAGAAAAUUUUUAGUAGCCACAUUAGGGAUUAUACGGUAAGUGGCUACUGAAGUGGUCGAAUUAAUGGUCACUUAAGGGGCGAAAGUUUAGUUGCCUCUUCAGAAGUCUAAGUAGUACUACUAGACCACUGGAAGUUUCAUUUAUCACGCAAAAUACCUGGGAAUAAUUCUAGUGGUCACUUAAGAGGUUUUUCAAGGAGGACUUGAAUAGGGCACUGAAGUGGCAACUAUAAAAGUUCUAAGUGGUCUAAUAAAAUUCUAAAGAGAACUCUCAAGUGCCCACUAAUUCGGCCGCUAUAGGGGUCACUUAAACGUCACAAACCUAAAGUGGUUACAAAAUAUUUUCCAAGCUCUAUAGGGAUGGUUUCAGUGGCCACUUUAGUGUCCUCUCCACGGAGGUUUGAGGAACCUCUUAAGUGGCCACUAGAGUUUUCCACUCUUCAGUUUGAAACUGAGGGAUUUUAGGUCGUAUUCGAGCCAUCGGCCUACACGGACGAAGACGAAUUCACGGAAGAUCUCUGGGAAACUCCACUUCUUCAACAAGCUUCCGACAUCCUCGAAGUCAACCUCCAAGCGUAAUAUUUCAUUUCUGAAGCCAUUUGGAAUUUUCCUAAGAAGUAACGUUCAUUUUUCACUUUCCAGAGGCCUGAUCGAAGCUGGAAAGAUGAUCGGACAAAUGCGGGUCGGCGUCAAAAAGACGAUCGUUAUUUAUGCUUCUGCCUACAAGUGAUUGUUCUCUUUUUUCGGAUAAUAUAGAGUUUUCAGCGAUGAAGACAAUGAUCCGAAACAAGCGGCCGCGCAGUUGAAGGAAGGCGGCGUCGAGAUUAUCACCGUCGCUUUCGUUCAGGUUUGUCAGGACCGCAAUGUGCCCUGGGCCUACCCGACCCGCGGAGCGGUUAUAUUUUAGGUGGCCCUAUAGGGGUUAUGGGAAAGAACGGCCCUUAUAGGCAUAAAUUAAGGUGCCCCCCCUCUCCUUUUGAAACUCAAGUGGUCACUAUAGGGGUCUUUUAACUCCAUUCGAAAAACGCCUAAUUAUCUAGUUGUUUGCAUGUAAACGCUUUGAGCAGCAUGUCCCUUAUAGGGCCACUAAAUAAAAUUCCUUCAGGGACCGCUUUUGCAGCUUUAGAGGCCCCUAUAGGGGUACCUCCUAAUGCCUCUCAGAUUGCCCCUAUAGGGACCCUUUUCAGAACCGCAACGUGCCCCGCGCCGACCCGACCCGCGGAGAGGUUAUAUCUUAGGUGGCCCUAUAGGGGUUAAAGGAAAAAACAGCCCUUAUAGGCGUAAAUUAAGGUGGUUUCCUUCAAAGCUUAAGUGGCCCUUAUAGGGGUCUUUUAACUUCAUUCGCAAAACGCUCAAUUAUUCAGUUGUCCGCAAGUAAACACUUUGAGAAGCAUGUCCCUUACAGGGGCCCUCCAGGGACCGCUUUCGCAGCUUUAGUGGCCCUUAUAGGGGUAGGUAAAACGGGCCCAUCAGAUAAAAGAGCCAUUUUUCCUUCAUUUUCCCCCAGCUUCAGACCCGGGCUUGAGGCCACAGUUUUUUUUUCAAGUUUUCAAGUUUAUCGAAAAAGUUUUUCUUUGUUAUCAUUUCAGUGAGAAAAGAACGAAAAACGUGAUUUUUUUCUUUGAAAAUCAUGAUAUUUACCUUGAACUAAAAUUGCGCUUUUCGGGUCGGGCCACCCGUUGCUUAACGCCGGGCCGUGUCGGGCUUGAAAGUUGGCCGGGGGACCGAUAGACGGACGGGCCGGCCCUGAAGAAAAAAACCUGGGGACGGUCCCGAGCGCACUUUAAAUUUCGGGCGUCUACAGCCCUGGAAAUUUACACAAAAAGAUGAAUUUCGGGUCAAUUAUAGCCCCAAGAAACGACUCUGGUAUUGAAAAUGGGCGAACUGGCGAGCCCCCGAAUGAACUUCACUUCGUAUCGAGAUCGACUUCUUGUCGAAGAGCUGGAGGACGCUUUUUGCCAAGGUAUGAGAGGGGUAAAUAUAUGAAAAAGAUUUCAAAGUGCUUCCGAAAGAUUCAGAUUAGCCUUCAGAGGGGAAAAAGAUAACUAAAUUUUAGAAAGAAAUUUGUAGAAAUUACUUCAAUCAGUCAACAAGCUCAUCACUAGAAAAAAAUUUCUCUUCGUGGUUUUUUGAAACCUGAAACAGUGAAAAAUUCGGUUUAAAAAAACUUUCACUUUUCUUAGUGUUCAUUUUUUUCAUUUCAAGAUUGGUUUAAAAACAAAUUAUUAUUUUUCAACUUACAAGGUUUUUCAUGUUUCAGUAAAUUGUUAUUGCCCAAUCGGCUGGUCCCAACUUGUCCUCAACGAUCGAAAAUACGGCGAGUGUUAUUUCGAAACGAUGAUUGACGCCAAUUGGAAGGCUGCCAGGUGAUUUCGAAGAAAAAGUUGAAAAAAAGAAGUUUUUCGCGCUUUUUUUGUGCAAUUUAUUGUAGUUUGAUUACUUGGCUUUGCAACUUUUUUCCGAUUCUUGAAUAUUUUAACUCUAUGAAUAAUUCCCGAGAUAAACGCGAUAUCGCUUUCGGUACUUUGACGACAUCGCAGAAGUGAAUUUUUUUUAGCCGUGGUGGUCUUGCGUCUUCCUUGACGCGACAUCGUAUUUUCCUCGACGCGAAAUCGCAUUUUCCUUGACGCGAUAUUGCACUUUCCUUGACAUGAUAUCGCAUUUUCCUUGACAUGAUAUCCCAUUUUCCUUGACGCGAUAUCGCACUUUCCUUGACGUGAUAUCGCAUUUUCCUUUACAAGAUAUCCCAUUUUCCUUGAUGCGAUAUCGAAUUUUCCUAGGCGCGAUAUGUUCCUUGACGCGGUAUCGCGUUUUCCUUGACGCGAUAUCGCAUUUCCCUUGACGCGAUAUCGCAUUUUUGAAAUGUUGAACAUUUUCUUGAGUAGGGAGAAACGCGAUGUCGCGCCGGGAAAACUUGAGUCUGGCGCUUUCAAUUUACGUCAUUCCUUCAAUGUAUCGCCAGCGAUAUCGCUAUUCUCGCACUAGGGAAAGUUUCAUAAAAAAAUAUUUUCCAGACCAGAAUGCGGCUUGUUGGGCCACAGUGGAAGUGGCCAUUUGGUCUACAUAAAUUCGGGACUCAAGCAGAAAUUCCUCAACGAUUUCGCCGUCAAAAAGUGGACCGAAGGGGCUAAGGUACUCAUUUCUUUGAACUAUGGCCAGGUUUCCCAACGGGUGUACCCGUUAUAAACCCUUGUUUAUUGAGCGUCUCUGUUGGGCGGUAGAGCCGCGGGCGUAAGAAGAAAUAGGUGACCCAGCUGUGUUAUUUUCUAAAAUCUCUGAGAACAAACCAAAAAUUCGCCUCUACUUCGAAGCCACCUUCAACAACACAAUGUAAACACCUCAGUUGUGGCAAAAAAAAGCCUAUAAAAGACGGGUACACCCGCUGGGAGCCCGUGUUAGCGCGGCAGCAUGAGAGAAUUGCUUUUAAAUAAGAAAUUCGAAAUUUGCAGGAAAGACCGAACUACGACAUCGGCCUCUACUUCAACGCCACCUUCAACAAGUACGUCUGGGUCAACGGCGUGACGGUAGACUUUUUUUUUGCCCUCAAAGGCAUAUGGGCAGUAAAAAACGGGGUUUCAGUUGAAAGCAGUAUCUUGUAUAGUUUUUCUUUGCGAAUCGAAUGUUGUACUAAAAAAAUUUCCAGAUGUGACUAUUUUAGAAGAAAAACGCGAUUUUACUUUCAAGCCUUUAAUUUUGAAAAAUUCUUUGGAUCGGUAUGCAGACAACUGUUUACAGUAGCCGUGCACGCGAUUUUGCGGACAUCUCAUUAAACUUGCAUUUUGGGAGAAAUAACCCGAUUUCUGCUUCAAAUUAAGGGUUUCUUCUCUGAAAAAUCGAUUAAGAAAACAGAAAAGACACAUUGAUAAUAAAGAAAACACAAAUAAUCGUUAUCCCUAUCGAAACCUGUGUGAAAUCAUCAUUUUUCACCAUUUCUUUUUUACCAUUUUGCGAACAAAGCAACUUUCUUAUGAAUAGAAACUUUCAAGGACGAAAAGAACUUUAGUGACAAAAGAAAAAAUUAAAAAUUGAAAGAAACGAAGAAAAAAGCGGAAAAUUCGGAAAAUGGCGAAGCCUGUUGUCCAUAGAGCAACUUUACUGCAAAACGCCCUUUUUGGCGGGAACUCAAGCUUUCCUUUCUCCGACUUGAAAUCAUUUUUUCUCCAAAACUAGGAAGUUCUGUACGUUUUAAAAUUUACCGUUCGAUUCGCAAUGAAAAGCUCUACAAAGUACUGCUUUGAACUGAAACACCGUUUUUUUAACUGCCCCUGUGCCUUUAAGAAUUUCCUGAAAGCUGACCAGAAGCCUCCUUGAUGUAUCAGAUCUUCAAAAUUCUCGAAAUUUAGAAAGUUGAGACUUUCAGAUUUUUCUGGUACAUCAAGCAGUCGGCCAAAUUUCAGGAAAUUCCAAACUUUGCCCCUUGUUAAAGCCUCCACUCAAGUAGCCACUUUAGAUCCCCUUCUCGUAUUAUAGCAAUUUUGAUUUCUCAAGGAACGUUCCUUGUUCAAGGACCCUCCCUACUUCAAUUGGGCCAUUAACGAGCCCAACUCUGCCACUGGCGAAUGUGUCAAAGCCGUUCUGAAAGACGACAACUCGUUCGCCUGGGAGACGGUCAACUGCGUCACGGACAACAGUCGCGGCCUUUGCCAGGAAAUGACCUGCGACACGGAUUUCUACUGCGAUGGGUUCGAAAUCUAA